AUGAACAGAAAACGAAGCAAAAUUGUGGAGGAGGUAGAAGUAAAUGAAGAUGUCUGUGGCUUGUCCAGCUUUAAAAAGCAAAAAAUAGAAAUGACAGUGGACGAGUACGAUAAGUUCUUGUUAGGAAAGAAAGAUGGUAGAUUCAGGCGAACUGGAAAAUGGGAAGGCAUGCAUAAAGGAAUAGCACAUGAAUGCUGUGAUCCCGAAUGUGCACGAACGUGGAAGCCGCCACCCAUACAAUGCUUGACAGACGAUUAUUACUGUCCGUCCUGCGUACUUCAUCACCGGAACAAUAUGAAUCGAUUCUCGGAUGAAAGAUUGAAAUGGACAGCGGACGUACCAAAUACAUUCUAUAUAUUUUCUCUUGUUGAUCCACGGAUAGAAGCAAAAGGCAAAACUGAAAUGUCCCUGAUUAAAUUUGGCCGCACUCAGCAUGAGAAUGCUUUGAAAAGAUAUCCUAGAUCAGAACUGAAAAAUUACCAAAUGAAACUCUUGUUGAGUUUACGUGGAAAAUUAAUUACAAUGACCAGAAUUGAAAACUGGUGGAAAGAACAAGCAAAAGAAAAAAAUUUGUUCAAGAGGUUUAGUAACAGUGAUUUUCAUGGACAAACAGAAUGUAUUCUAGUCAGUGAUAAUGAUUUGGCACAAUUGAUUACCAAAUCAAAGGAAAUGGCAACUGUUGCAGAAGCAGAGAUUGUAGUACCAAAUGUGGAGGAUGUAGCUCAGUUCUGUAAUAAUAGUGCUUGA
This is a messenger RNA of Didymodactylos carnosus, 747 nucleotides long. The record is from the annotation of a GenBank genome assembly. Lineage: Eukaryota; Metazoa; Rotifera; Eurotatoria; Philodinida; Philodinidae.